AUGGGUGACUACUCGAAAGCACUUGAAUUUUACGAAAAAUCACAUAAAAUCUUAGAAAAAUCUCUGCCUCCGAAUCAUCCCGAAUUGGCUGGUUCCUACAACAACAUUGGUCUAGUGUAUAACAACAUGGGCGACUACUCGAAAGCACUUGAAUUUUACAAAAAAGCACUUAAAAUAAGAGAAAAAGCUCUUCCUUCGAAUCAUCCCGAUUUGGCUGCUUCCUACAACAACGUUGGUUCAGUGUAUCACGACAUGGGUGACUAUUCGAAAGCCCUUGAAUAUUACGAAAAAGCACAUAAAAUCUACGAAAAAGCUCUGCCUCCGAAUCAUCCGGAUUUGGCUGCUUCCUACAACAGCAUUGGUGCAGUGUAUAACAACAUGGGUGACUACUCGAAAGCACUUGAAUUUUACGAAAAAGCACAUAAAAUAAAAGAAAAAUCUCUGCCUCCGAAUCAUCCCGAUUUGGCUCUUUCCUACAACAACAUUGGUUCAGCGUAUUACCACAUGGGUGACUACUCGAAAGCCCUUGAAUAUUCUAAAAAUAACUUGAAAAUCAAAAAACAAGUAUUGCCUGCGAAGCAUCCUGCUUUGGCUUUUCCAUACAACUGGUUUGGAAAGAUUUAUCGCAGCAUGAAAGAUUAUCCAAAAGCACUUGAGAAUUUCGAAAAGUGUCUCUCAAUAUGGAAAAAGGCUUUACCUGAAAAUCAUCCACAUAUAGCUAUUGCAUAUAGUAAUAUUGGUGAUGUUCAUCGAUUAAUGAGUGAUUAUGAAAAGGCACUUUCAUUUCAUGGAAAAGCAUUAAAUAUUCAAGAAAAUGUGCAAUGUAAUCCUUUGGAUUGUGCAUUAACAUAUAUAAAUUUAGGUGAAACAUAUCGAGAAAUAAAAGAUUAUUCAACAGCAUUGACAUAUUUUCAAAAAGGAUUAGAAAUACGUGGGAAGAAAUUACCAAAAGAUCAUCCUGAUUUAGCUAUUGUAUAUCACAAUUUAGCAAAAUUAUAUUUAUCUACUCGAAAAUAUAGUAUUGCAAUGAAAAAUGUUCAACAAGCGAUAGAAAUUGCACAAGAAAAAUUGCCUUCAACUCAUCCACGUCUUUUGAAAUAUAAAGAAACAUUUGAAAAAAUUCGAAAGAAAAUGUAA
Rotaria sp. Silwood1 is the source of this 1137-nucleotide messenger RNA. The record is from the annotation of a GenBank genome assembly. Lineage: Eukaryota; Metazoa; Rotifera; Eurotatoria; Philodinida; Philodinidae.